This is a messenger RNA of Seriola aureovittata, 2361 nucleotides long. It is a transcript of the gene atp6v1c2, whose product is annotated as ATPase H+ transporting V1 subunit C2. Gene Ontology annotation, molecular function: proton-transporting ATPase activity, rotational mechanism. The record is from RefSeq and is a predicted model, not a curated record. Lineage: Eukaryota; Metazoa; Chordata; Actinopteri; Carangiformes; Carangidae. Gene Ontology annotation, cellular component: lysosomal membrane; vacuolar proton-transporting V-type ATPase, V1 domain. Bases 29 to 1204 code for a protein of 391 amino acids. The transcript has 12 exons. Gene Ontology annotation, biological process: proton transmembrane transport.
UGACUGGAGGUCUGAAACACUGGGAGUCAUGACAGACUUGUGGCUGAUUUCUGUCCCACUGGAUAAGACCAGUUCAAACAGUGUAGAGAAACUCAAGCGCACCCUUUCCAAAACCAACCUGGCCUCCUGCUGCAAGUUCUCCAUUCCAGAUCUCAAGGUGGGAAUACUGGACAGUCUGCUUAGUAUGUCAGAUGACCUCUCCAAGCUCGACACACUGACUGAAAGUGUGAUCAAGAAAACAUAUCAGUGUAUGAGGGAGGUGAUGGAGCAGUCUACUGACAAAGUGCUGGAAAACACCUUAGCCAAAGGAGUGGACCUGAUGAGCUAUGUGACAAAGUUUCAGUGGGACAAAGCCAAGUAUCCCACAGCUCUGCCUCUCUCUAGCCUGGCAGAUAUCAUCAACAAGGAAGUUUCCCAGGUGGAGACAGAAUUGAAAUCUCGAGCUGCGGCGUACAACAGUGUAAAAACUAGCUUGCAAAGCCUUGAACACAAACUAGAUGGGAAUAUGCAAACUCGCAGUCUGAAUGACAUUGUGAGAAAAGAAGACCUGGUGGUCUCAGAGUACCUCACCACUCUACUGGUAGUGGUGACCAGAGGGAGCUACCUGCAGUGGGAGAGGACCUAUGAAUCUUUGUCAGAGUUUGUGGUUCCGCGGUCAAGCAGGAAGCUAUAUGAGGAUGGAGAGGCUGGAGUUUUCUCAGUCACGCUUUUCAAAAGAGCUGUGUGCGAAUUCAAAGCCAAAGCCCAGGAGAGCAAGUUCACUGUGCGUGAGUACGGCUUUGAUCUGGAGGAGAAGAAGCAGCAGGAGAUGAAGCAGCUCAGUGUUCACAAGAAGGAACAAUAUGGGAUCUUUGUGUGUUGGCUGAAGGUUCAUUUCAGUGAGGUGUUUAUUGCCUGGAUUCACUUGAAAGGGUUGAGGGUGUUUGUGGAAUCAGUUCUGAGGUAUGGAUUACCUGUGAACUAUCAGGCUCUUCUGCUGCAAACUGACAGAAAGCGCUCAAAGAAAGUCAGAGAAGAACUCGACUCACUGUUCAUGCAUCUGGACCCCACUGCCACUGCCAGCAAGACAGAUGUAAAAGGCCUCACUCAACCUUCACUGCUUCCAUUGUUGCUCGUCAGCUGUGACAUCCCAGGACUUUGUCAGCAGGAAUACUUCUCCUAUAUCUGCUUCCACAUCAACACCAACGUGCUGGAGAUCAGCUAGCAGUCAGCAAGGAGAGGAGCCACACAAUGGCCAAGCAAUGAGGGCCCUGUCACUUCAUGCUAUAGCUUGCAAAGCAGUCACUGAGAGCCAGGAGCAUAAAGACCCUCAGCACUAAAAUAAAGCAAAUCUAGUGAAGAAUAUAUCCUUGACUGCCUUUUAAAAAUUUCUCAUGAGACAGACGGAACUGGCUGCUUCAGACGGGGGUGUAAAUAAUCCUGUCAGGUUUCCAGUGGCUGGGUUUGGGUUCUGAUGGACUACACUUUCUGGAAUUGUUGAACCAUUUAAAUAAGUUUAAUAUCUUAAAAUGUUGUUCAAUGUUUUCUUUUGAGCGAAUGUGUACAGUAAAUGUUGAUGUCAGUGUACAGCUUCAAGCAUUUUAAGUGAGCACGUUCUUCCUAGAAAUCUAAAGCCAUCACAGAAUAAAAAAGUGGAUUUCUCCGUGCACAGUUGUACAUUAUUCAGCAAAACAGCGACGAACAUUUUUCACCACAUUAUUCAGUAUAUUCUGUAGGGCCUAUGUAAAUAUGGCAAUUCCCUACACAAUGAUCAAAAUUUUCUGUGUGUGCACCACAACUCGUCCAGAUGUGGAAGUAGCAUCUGACACUCCUGCUGUAUAUGGGCCAGAUUUGGGCUGUGGAACUGGGUGUAUACUGCGCUAACAGAAAUUUUGCAUGUGGCCAAUGGGCUGGAUUAAUUAUGCUAUCUGAGCUCCUCUUUUAAUGGAAGAAGUUUAGUCCAAUGGCUCCCAACCUGGCCAUUUAUAUAUGGGUCACAAGCCCAUAAUAAGAGUGAGAUUGUAUAAAAUGUUACUCUGAAAACUGAACAGUAACUUCAGCUGUCAGAUAAAUGUAUUGGAGUAGAGGCAUAAAGUAACAGAAAAGAGAAAUGCUCAAGUAAAGUACAAGUACCUCAAAAUUGUACUUCAGUAAAGCAUUUGAGUUAAUGGUCUUUGUAUCACUGAAUGCUGUGCAUCACAUGAUCCCCAGAGAGUGCACUAUCUCAGUCCUGUGCAACAACCAGUUUCACAUUUUUUACUGCUGUUAUAUUUAACGUUGGAAGAUUUCCUUUGGAUCUUAACAACACUCCAGUAAAAUACAAAACUCAGGUAAUUAAAGAGUGUAUGUUGCAGUCUCUCUCUCUCUCGCUCUCUCUCUCUG